Molecule: messenger RNA, 429 nt
Organism: Anisakis simplex (herring worm)
Lineage: Eukaryota; Metazoa; Nematoda; Chromadorea; Rhabditida; Anisakidae
Source: the annotation of a GenBank genome assembly
UUGAAUGAGAUUGUUUCGAUUUCAGAUUAUUCACUUGUGCAGAUUCAACGAUGUGGCUUUGCAUCUGCGAGCAGUAAGGUAAUAGCUGAAAAGGAUGAUAAAAGUUUUAUAGAAAGUGAUGUGGAGAAAUUGUGCAGUCACGUUUGUAUCAAUUAUUUCGUGCAAGGUGAAGAACCAGGUCCAAAAAUUCUACCCGAUUCCGAAUAUCCACAGUGGUUAUUCGAGCUUGAUUUACGGCCACCUCGACCACUGGAAGAUCUCGAUCCUGAUUUGGAUGGAUGGUUGUAUUGGAGGGAGUUGCGAAGAAGACAAGUGCAACAGUCAAGGCGUUUCGAGAAAUUGCGAACACGUUUCCUUCAUUUGCAAAAUUCUCCUACAAUGAAGAAGGCUUUCGGCUUUAGUGAUACACCUGUUAAGAUUGAAUCGUAA